Messenger RNA from Ceratosolen solmsi marchali, 1203 nucleotides. RefSeq lists its product as uncharacterized. Lineage: Eukaryota; Metazoa; Arthropoda; Insecta; Hymenoptera; Agaonidae. Bases 250 to 1113 code for a protein of 287 amino acids. The record is from RefSeq and is a predicted model, not a curated record. The transcript is spliced from 6 exons.
AGGAGGACCGAAAGGAUUAAUGAACGAGCGCGUGGACGAAUGACGAAAGUAAAUGAUAAAAAAAUAAUAAAAUAUAUAGAAACAAAAGAGCCUAGAUAAAAAGUAUCCUCGAUAUAACAAAAGCGCGUCGUCAGAGAAACUGGCAGCCAUCCGUAGAGCAUCGUUACGCCGGUCGACUAUCGAAAUAUCGGCGAGUCUCCGUGUGAGCCCAAGGAUGCGCGAGUACUCGCCCCGGACGAAUCCGGCGCUAUGAGCGAGGAAGCGACUUUGUCCCCCGAGGGGAGCUCCCCCAGAACCUCCAGGAUGAGCACCUUCUUCAACUUUCGCAAUAGGAUUAGAUCGCGACUGAUGUCGGGUGGUGUCCGCUUUAAGUCGAUGAUGAAAUGGAGACGCGCAAGCGGGGCGAAGGAGAUGGAGACAUUGACGAUGAACAACUUGAUGUCGGGGAGUAAUAAUCUAAAUGAACCCGUCAGUAUUACCAACGAACUACCCCAGCAAGCCCACGAGACAGAAUUAAUCAACCAAAAUAAUGAAACGAGCGAAUCUCAUCCUGAGAUUCAAGAAAAUAAAUCCAAUCUAACGUAUAGCGUUAAUGAAGAGAAUUUUAUCUCGAAUCCUUUUGAUCCCGGGACAUCUUCCUUUUCGACUGUCGGUUCAACGCCAUCCUACGUUACAGCCGAAGACACUGAAAUAACAUCGUUUACCGAAAUAGCGAAUCCAAUAAAUGACUCCAUCGUUAACAAUGAAUUAAAUCCCGUACACGACGAUGAAACUUUAUCAAUACCAUCAACAUUAAUGGAAGUUCAACUAAAUGCUGUGGGCUUGGCGGCACGAAUUCUCGAUGUCGUCCCCAUACUCUACAUUGACAACGGUAGCCUCAACAGUUCAUCCAACACGAGAUCCACGAGGACCGAGGAGAGUUUCGCCUCUAAUUCGGGAAGCGAGGACAGCGCCGUGAGUAGCAACAGCGGCAUCAUCGAGAUCGUGUCAGGGAGGGAGGAUAGCCAUCGGAGAUUCGAGGAUGAUUAUGUGAGACCGUAUUACGACCUUACCGUGCGCCCGGUAAUAAGAAAGCAAUUUCAUCAACUCGAUGAUGAUCCGCCUAUAUACUGAUAUCCUCAUCAUUGGCCGAGUAACAUCGCGCCUUCACCUUCGAAUUAUCGCAAGAGUUCACGAAUGACUGCACAAAGGAACAAGUGACAA